CUUGACGACGGAAGGAACGGUCGUAGCCGGAUGAUCGGAAACCGCUAACAACUGUCCAAGUGUUUAAACUAACCGGAAAAAGGGCAAAGGAUAAUUGCGCGCGAUUUUUUUUCAGCGCAAUCAAUUAGUUAAAAGUGGAAUCUCCUCGUAACCGGCCACUGCACGCGUGCGCACGCCUUUUUCCAUCUGUGUUUUCUUUUAGUCAAGUUCUUCGACUUGGUAUCGAAACCCCCUUCUGGUUCCCUUAUCAUUUUCACCGUGGGGUUUGUAUUUCAACCACCUGAGCGAGGUGCCAACCAACGGAUGUUGCACGUGUGAGAACCACUCCGUAUAUAUACAUAUGUAUAUACGUAUAUGUAUAUGCCCCAAGGAAUUCCUCCAGUUUGGGAAGUGAGAACCGUAUCGGUCGUUGACUUGCCAACAUCUUCUUACCUUUCAUCUUCGGGACGUCUGGAGCAUCGAAAUCAAAAUUCAGUCGAAUCUUCUGAGAAACUCGAAGAGACUGCCUCGACGAAGCUUCAGCGCGUAUUCGAUAAUAUAUAACUGGAUUCCACCGGACCUCACCUUACGCACAGUGCACUUCCGGUUUUCCGCGGCUGACAAUUACCAAGUCGGAGGUGUAUCGUUACCGAACGGAUGGUGCAACGGCGUACAACUUCGAACGCGGUGUGUACAAGUUAUAAUUGCACUGAUUCGCCGCAACCGGAAGUUUGACACAGACGACGGAGGUCCGUGGAGAAGAAGUGCUGCGGCAUAAAUUUAAAGGAAGCUGGAACGGCCGACGAAGGGAAAGGGGUUCGCCGCUAUGAUCCAGGGAUGCAGAUAAAACUGUUCGCCGGGCGCCUGCACGCGGGGUGCGCCUGCACGGCGGUGCGUGUCGUAAUGGCUUUUGUAGAAAAUCCCCGUCUACAACCGAGCGCCUAAUUACUCGUUGUACAUGUACAUACCGCCGCGUGUCUCUUACAAUAACGACGCCGAUUUUGCACUGAGAAAAUGGAGUAGAAUUGCCUUCUUCGCAUGCAUACCUAUGUAUGUGUACGCUCUGCGGUAUUUUAUUGAAAGAAGCCAUCAAGUGGGACCGGGAACUGAUAUAUAGAAACUAAUUUGGAAGGAGAGCGAGAGAGAGAGAGAGGAAGAGAGACGCAAUCAACUGGAGACAGAAUGGAGUUCGACGACGUUGGUUCGAGUGACUUGAGGGAGCUCUGGGAGUCGUAUCUGGCGGAAUCUGCGAUGGUACACGAUGUUCCAAUGACGACACGCGACGAGGAUUGGGGGAGCGCUUCCUGCAGCGGUGCGAGGGACAAAACUACGCCCGGCGUCGUCCUGCGAGAUCGUCUGAUGACGGACGCAGCUUUGGGGGGACCUAGACCGAUAAAAUCCGAACAUAGUUACAGUUUACUGGCGUCCAGUCCUCCUGCGAGUCCAGCGAUACCUUCCGGCAACGAUACACCCGAUACUCCGAAUGAAAAUCCGGCAGCGAGAAAAAGCGCAGCAGCGACGCCCCACAUAAACGGUCACCAGGUUUUGGUGUUGAGGAAUAGGAUAGAUGACAUGGAAGAGGAAUGCUUCCCUGCGAUCUCCCUCAACAGAGCAUCCGGACGAGGCGCGGGCGCCGAGUCACCGUCCCUAUUUCCAUCACCGUCUUCCGCGGCACCUUCGCCGUCGCAAUCGCCGUCGCCCACCUGCACCUCGCUAGACACCGCGACCACCACAGCUACGACUGCGACCGCCAAGAACACGUCGACGUUGAAAGUCCCGAUCAAGGACGAACCCUUCAGCCCUUCGCGAUCCGUUAAUUACUCGUCGAAAUUAGCCGCCGUUGAGACCAUAGCUAUCGCUCCGUAUCAAUUACACUUUGAACGAUCCGAAACUUACGCAACGAGCGAUAGCGAAGACGACGAGGCGGAAUAUUAUCAGGGUAUGGAACUUGAGGAAUCGAACGGCGAACCGUCGACGGGAAGCUCUAGUUCGAUGGAACUUGUGAUUGCGGGAGGUAACGGCAGUGGGAACGGAAACGGAAGACAAGGUCUCCCCCCGACACCCCCGAGUAGCGCAAGUUCCGACAGCGAAGGAGCCGCAUCGGCUUCUUGUUCCCCCGAACGUAGAGUUUCCGAAAGCUUACGGGGGUUGCUCUCCCCUCGUUUCUGCGGUGUCAGAACUGCACCGGCCGCUAAUCGAGGGGGACACAUGAACGGGCACGUCACCAGACAACCGAUACAUACGCCGUUGAUUUCCUGUCAGCCGAAGGGCUCGACGGGGAUCCUAACCUUGACCGAAGAAGAAAAACGAACCCUGAUUGCCGAGGGUUAUCCCGUGCCGACGAAACUUCCGCUGACCAAACAGGAGGAGAAAUCCUUGAAAAAAGUUCGCCGGAAGAUAAAGAACAAGAUAUCGGCGCAAGAGUCGCGAAGGAAGAAAAAGGAGUACAUGGAUGGUCUAGAAAGGCGCGUGACCUUGUUGGCCCAAGAGAACUCCAGCUACAAAGACCGUCUUACGACAUUGGAAGGAACGAAUCGCGAACUUUUGCGGGAACUACAGCGGCUUCAGGCGAUGCUCAGAUCUUCGUAGACGGGGUCACGUACACACCUUUAACAUUCCCCCUGAGAAUCGUUUGCAGUUACCUGUGAUGCAGUAACGCUUAUUUCUUUUAUAUAAUAAUUGUUUCCAUACAAUGGUUCCUACGAACAGAAUACGAAAAGAAACGAGAAACGAGAAACGAGAAAAGAAAAAGAAAAAUAACCAAGAGAUCGUGUCGAACGACGGUUCGUGUUGAGUUGCUUUGAACGAUAGUAGCAUGUAAGCGAGCGUGACGGAAGUUGGUGCGAUACAGAUACUACAGGGAGACGAUUAAACACGAAACUUCGCGCUGAACUAGUAGAGUUUCCUCCGAUAACAACGGACGCAUGUAUAGGUACGUAGAUACAUGUAAACCCAACAUGAUAACAAUACUGUCGAACUUGUGAAUGGUGUUCGUUGAAUUUUGUUCUCGUUUACUGUUUGUUCUUGUUUGCCUGAUUAUUAAUAUCAUUACCGAUCUUCGAAACUCUUCCGAUCGAGGUUUUUACCAUUUUAAUCUUAGCUGGGAAAUUGUGCUGGUUAAUUUAACGCUAAAAAGGAGAUACACUAGAAUCAUGCAAAACCAUUAAGUUUUUUUUAAAAAAAAUUUCAACUUUCUGUCGGUAUAGAAACAUAAAAUCGAGCGAUUCUAUACCUAUCUACACUAUUCGGGAUCGUCCUAUAUCGUUUCCCCGCUCUUUUAAGAAUCGGAGUGCCUGAUUAUUGUUAUAAAAUGUUAAACAAGAUUUGUGCGAAAGUAAUUAUUCUAAAUGGAUUGAACUAUGUGCUAUUUAUAACCGAAAAUGGCGUGGCUAGCGUGGCAUAUUUUCAUAAUUUUAUCGUUGAAUCAAUUGAUUUUCUGUAUCUCUUAUCUCUGCAGGAUAGUACGACUCGACUCGUUGAACGGAUAUCUGACAUGAGUAUAUUACUUAUUAGUCACGAACUAUUUAUUUAUACAGUAAAAUCCGUGGUAAUUCGAUGCUACGAUUUUUGUACUUUAAUCGUGUUCCGUCCUUUACUAUAUCGGUGCAUCAGAAAAUCAAUAUAUUAAACGAUUGAAAAAUAAAGGAAAAUUAAAUGAGAGAAAAGAAUAUAGAUAUAUUAUACCUAAUGAACUAAGAAUUCAAUAAUUUUAGUAAAUAUAUAUUUUAAUAUUUGUAUGCAAUUACGUGCAUAUAAUGUACUGACAAAUUCUGUGCGAUUAUUAGCGCGGAGGGUUAAAAAUGGGCAAAGUGCAAAUGACGAGUUUAAGAGUCCGUCGCAAAAGUAUGUACUUCAGAUUUAAUAAUAUUGCAUACGUAGAUAGAUGAAAAUAUAGGAUCUAUGCAUACAUACAUAUACAUAUGUAUAUUAUCUGGUGUGCGUAUUUCAACCGAAAUAUUUAAAGAAAAUAAUCGCUGUCCUCCAAAAUAAUCAAGCCCACGGCGCACAAUUUUGGCAAAUACAGAUCAGUUCAAAGAGCUAUCUAUUUGUUUAAAACAAGAAAUUGCAUCCUUCGGGAUCGCGUUCAAUUUAUAUCGCAAGUGAGCCAGACGCGCCUUGAGAAUAUAGACUCUAGAAUUUAUGAUCCAUCUGUCGAAAAGUUCCAAUGUUAAAAAUUUGUCAUUUCUGAUGUCAUAAAAUUUCACUAGAAUUCAUGCAUCCAAUUUUUUUUUAUGAUUGUAUUUCGAACGCAGCUUAUAUGUUAGCAUCAUUAUUGAUAUUAUUGAAUGUUCACGAUUAGAUGCUACUUAAUACGAUUUUUCAUUAUUAGUACGAACUAUAGAAAAUUCUUGAGUUCGACGACUGCGCCCUCGAAUAUCCGAUGCUGGAUUUUUAAAUUUCGCUGGAUCAAUGGUUUACCGCCCGUAAACUUUUUAAACACUAAACUUAGCGGUUGAUACGUAAAGUACAAAUACCAGGUAUAUAUAAUCGGCUUACAGUUGAAUCAAAUGAUAAUCCUGUAUUACCACAGGAUGAAACCUAUAAUCGUGUAAACACCUGGAUAGUAAUAUUACGGCGUUCGAUCACGCAGUCUCCAUAAAUCCAUUAUCACAUUUCCGAUCGAUCCAUCUCAUGAACUGAAAUCGUCGAUACAUAUACUUCGGCUUCGAUCGUAUGCCAACAAGUUUUGACAGUUAUAAAACUAUGGAACGGGUAAAUCGGGAGUGAAAAAUUUACAUAAACUUACCUAUUACGUGUGGGAUAAUCUGCGCGCCUGGUGCCUAUAUUGUAUGUAGGUGUUUAUUUAAUAUUCCAUUGAAACAAUUGAAUCGUCAUAAAUGGAAUGAAUGGAACAAGACAUGAAUAUUGUCAUGCUAUACUAUUCAAUUGCGGCUGCACUGUAUUGAUUGCGAGUACUUGGAUUAUGGGAAAGAAUUGAUUGUGAAACAUAAAAUGAGCGGAAUGAUUUUGAAAGUGCCGUCUGUGGCCUGUUGUCAUUCGCAUGUCUUGAUAUUCAAAAUAUUUUAGAUAAAUAUUUACACGAUUAUCAUAUACAUUUAUUUCCUACUAAAAGAUAAUAUUAUACAUGUAUUGAAAGGUUUUUUUCAAAAGCGUUGUCACAUUGUACAGUGAGGUUAUUUAUAAUUAAUAUAGUUAACGUUUGUUGAUAUUGCCGAAGAUAUAAAUUUAAUAUAUAUAUUAUGAAACAAAAAAAAUAUAUAUAUAUUUACAAUGCA
Messenger RNA from Athalia rosae (coleseed sawfly), 5216 nucleotides. It is a transcript of the gene CrebA, whose product is annotated as cyclic AMP response element-binding protein A-like. The coding region runs from base 1162 to 2568 and encodes 468 amino acids. Gene Ontology annotation, biological process: regulation of transcription by RNA polymerase II. The record is from RefSeq and is a predicted model, not a curated record. Gene Ontology annotation, molecular function: cAMP response element binding; DNA-binding transcription factor activity, RNA polymerase II-specific. Lineage: Eukaryota; Metazoa; Arthropoda; Insecta; Hymenoptera; Athaliidae. The transcript has 8 exons.